AUGACCACAUCGUCAUCACUGUUGAAUCGAAAAUUAUCAUCAGAACAACUAUUGUAUCGGAAAAGAGACCUGGUGAGCGUCACAUUGGCUUCGCAGGGUAUUGUUGUAGAUACAACUAAUCGAGGAUCGCAUGGCAGACAAAAUCAGCAACAAAAUGGAAACAUGUUGGUAUCAAAUGAUGGGGGCGUAGAAGUGUGGGGUGACGCCGAUUCUUCAUCUGCUAGCUCCUCAUCCGGUUUACUUGGAUCUUGUUAUAGUUGUUUUGGAGCCGAAGAUGAACCAAAGAGCAGCAAAGUCCCCCACUUUAUCCCUUACAAAAAUAUCAUCCACGUUGAAGCUUUGGGUCCUGAAGAAAACCACGAAGUCAAGUUGACGUUUGUCGUCCCUAACCACGAGGAUUACCUCAAAAGGGCCACCAAAUUGGCAAUCUACAAACACAAUGCACGAGUUCAAAACUAUGAUUCUCAGAAACAUCAGCAAGAAACUGUCACCCGCUAUAUCAUCAACAAAGCUUAUCAUUAUAAGGUGAUGCAACAACCUUCGAUAUUGGUAUUGAUCAACCCCCAUGGUGGUCAAGGUCAUGCUGUCAAGAUUUACAAAGAAGAUAUCAAACCGGUACUAGAAGCAGCUCAUUGUAACAUUACAUACAAGGAAACCGAGUAUUCUGGUCAUGCAACUGAUAUUGCUAGGGAUUUGAACAUUGAUGACUACGAUGUGGUGUUGUGUUGUUCUGGCGAUGGAAUACCUCAUGAGGUGAUCAAUGGGUUCUAUCAACGAAAUGACAAUGGAGUUGCUGCAUUCAACAAGUUGAUAGUGACGCAAUUACCAUGCGGGUCGGGAAAUGCUCUCUGUUUGAGUACGUUGGGAGGGUUGCGUGUUGCGCAAGUUGCAACUUGGUUAAUGCUUAAAUCAAAACCAAGUAAAUUGGAUUUGAUGGCGGUUACUCAAGGUAAAGGUCCUUCACAGGUUACGAAACUAUCAUUCUUAUCUCAAUGUUAUGGCAUUGUGGCGGAUUCCGAUAUUGGGACUGAGCAUUUAAGAUGGUUGGGUCCUAUUCGAUUUGAAAUUGGUGUCAUGCAAAAAGUAUUUACAUUUUCAAAAUACCCAUGUGAUGUGUACAUUGAAGUAUGGACAGAGGACAAAUCACAGAUUGCUCAACAUGUCGAACUGCACUUGGCAAAUACAAACAAUCGAAAUAAUAGCGACAAUGGCAAACACGCUGCUUUACCGGUAUUGACAAGGGACAAAUUGCAAUUGCGUCAACCACCAUUGGACCAACCAGUGCCAUCCCAUUGGAAGCACAUGCCACAGUCCAUAACAAACAACCUCAAUGUCUUUUACGUGGGAAACAUGCCUUAUGUAUCAGCUGAUGCACAAUUUUUCCCCGCCGCAUUACCAGAUGACGGACACAUGGAUAUGGUUAUCACAGAUACAAGCUCAUCGAUAGCUGACAUUGUAUCAAUUAUGUUGAAUGUUGAAAAGGGAACACAUGUCAAUCAUGACAAGUUGAUUCAUGCCAAGAUCAAGUCGUAUCGGUUGGUGCCCAGGUUGGGAAGUACCGAGAAUCAUUACAUUUCCGUUGAUGGAGAGAGUUUCCCCGUUGAAGCUUUACAAGUUGAGGUCUUGCCUGGCGUUAUGAGUUCGUUGUUGUACGAAGGGAAGUAUACUGAAACCGUGAUGACAGAAUAG
Messenger RNA from Lodderomyces theae, 1689 nucleotides. It is a transcript of the gene LCB4, whose product is annotated as sphinganine kinase. NCBI's taxonomy places the organism in Eukaryota, Fungi, Ascomycota, Pichiomycetes, Serinales, Debaryomycetaceae. The coding region runs from base 1 to 1689 and encodes 562 amino acids. Gene Ontology annotation, cellular component: membrane; cytoplasm; intracellular membrane-bounded organelle. Gene Ontology annotation, biological process: sphingosine biosynthetic process. The record is from RefSeq and is a predicted model, not a curated record. The transcript has a single exon.